Juglans microcarpa x Juglans regia is the source of this 1617-nucleotide messenger RNA. Its product is annotated as UPF0481 protein At3g47200-like. The transcript is spliced from 2 exons. The coding region runs from base 182 to 1498 and encodes 438 amino acids. The record is from RefSeq and is a predicted model, not a curated record. Lineage: Eukaryota; Viridiplantae; Streptophyta; Magnoliopsida; Fagales; Juglandaceae.
AGUCGCACAGUGAAUUAAAGAUCUGCAUUUGACAAUUUCCAAAGUUCGGAAAGCCCUUUAAUUUGUCCUUUAUCUGAGUGCAUGCGCAUAAAGCUUGCUGGACUUCUGUUGUAUCAGGUUCAACUAAAUCUCUUCCUCUCAUUCUCAGCAGGAUGUUUCAGAAUAGCAACUUGAUAUAUAGAUGGCAGGAGAAUCAACAAGUUUUGAUGGUCAGGAACAUGGUGGUAAAAGAUUGUCUGAGAAAAUCGUAGGUAUGAUAGAAAACUUAGAUCUACUCCCAGCAUCAUCUCAUAAACAUUGCUGUAUCUACAAGGUUUCAGAUCACAUUCGCAAAUCGAACGAAGAAGCUUAUACUCCUCAGGUAAUAUCAAUAGGGCCUUUUCAUCGUAAUAAGAGCCGAAAGUUGCAAAAGAUGGAAGACUUUAAAUUGAGAUAUCUCAAGAGUUUCACAGACCGAGCCGAAACAAAGUUGGAAGAUAUAGUGAGCACUAUAAAAGGUGCGGAAGAAAGUGUUCGGGAAUGUUAUUCGGAGACUAUACCACUUGGAAGUGAUGAAUUUGUGGAAAUGAUCCUGGUUGAUGCGAGCUUCAUUAUCGAGUAUUUCUGGAGAAACAAGACGAAAGGGAACUGGACCGACUACGACCAAGAAAUAUUAAAGCCGUGGUUGUGCAAUAGGAUGCAGAUGGACUUGAUAUUACUUGAAAAUCAGCUUCCUUUCUUUAUUAUUGAAAUAAUAUAUGACAUUGCAUUUCCAUCUCGCUCAAAAGAAGGCCACCCCUUCAUUGAGCUUAGCUUUUGUCAGUUUGAAUAUUACAACGUUCAAAAUUUUCGUCAUUCCGAGUCGGAAAAAAUAUUUCACUUCACUGACUUGGUUAGAAACUUUUGCAUGCCUCCUCCCGAAAGGCGACCGCAAAGAGGUUAUCGAAAUAUGAGGGAAAUGUACAGUGCAGCCCAGCUGGAUAAGGUAGGAUUGAAGUUUAAGAAGAGAGAAUCAAGCAAUAUUAAUUGGUCACCUCUUGAACUUGAACUAAAAUAUGCAGACGGAGUGCUGGAAAUCCCACCCUUUCAGUUAGACAGUAGCACGGAGAUUUAUGCUCGGAACCUCGUCGCCUUUGAGGAAUGUCACUAUCGUUCAGAUGCAUAUAUUACUGAUUACUAUAUCCUGUUAAGUAUGCUUAUCAAAACAGUCAAAGAUAUAGAUGUACUUGUACGAGAGCAGAUCAUCCAUAAUUGGCUGGAUGGCGUCGUGGCUACUUCAAUGAUCAACAAGCUGUCCGGCGAAAAACUUUUCUAUUUCCAAAUGAACUCUGAUUAUCACGGGAUGGCUGAAAAGUUGAACAAAUUCUAUAAUAAUCAGUCAAAGCCGAUCAUCACCUUCAGACGUGUUUUAUUUCGCUCGCCUUUGACCGGUGCUACUACCAUAUCCGCUUCUGUUAUGUUGAUUCUCACUUUCGUGCAAUGUGUAUGCUAUCUCCUAUCGCUGAAGUCGGUCUUUUAAGCUUGUUUAUUUAAAGCUUGCCCCUUGGUGGCUCGUACCACCCCUUGUGAGGGGCUUGCCUUGUAUGAAAGAUUAAAUGGUGUACGUGCAUAUGGUAAUAAAUGAACAAUAAUUAUUUA